This is a messenger RNA of Limanda limanda (common dab), 2832 nucleotides long. RefSeq names its product XK related X-linked (gene xkrx). NCBI's taxonomy places the organism in Eukaryota, Metazoa, Chordata, Actinopteri, Pleuronectiformes, Pleuronectidae. The record is from RefSeq and is a predicted model, not a curated record. Gene Ontology annotation, cellular component: membrane. The coding region runs from base 519 to 1940 and encodes 473 amino acids. The transcript is spliced from 3 exons.
CGGAGGCACCCUGACCCCGCACAGCCACCACCCACACGCCGCUACAGCCGGACCAAGCCUCGGUCCUUUUAAACACGAAACAAGGCUUAAUAUUCAAACUCCAGCCCAGCCCAGUCGAUGACAGUCAGGACGAUGGUUUACUUCUGUCCUGACUCGACUCCGUGAGCAAGGCUGAACUUUCCCGAUCCUGCUCCCUGUGCGGUGGAUUCCUCCGGGCUUCAGGUGGAUUCCUCCGGGCUUUGCUCCGGGCUUCACCGGGGCCACAGCGGCCGGUGUCGCCGGGACAUCAUACAACAAGUGGCCGCGGGGAGGAGACUGAGAGCCCGCAGAGGAGCAGCGACCCAGCCGAACCGUGGAGAUGAAUCCACCGAGGAACCAGCCGUGAUCACCCCGGUGGGAAGCUGCUGGGAAACGACUCAUCGCAGGGAACGAACUCUCAAAGUGGGUUUCUGUGGAUCGGGACUCGUUCACGUCGACGUCCAAACUUUUCUCCCCUAACAUCAUCGUGCGAGGCGACCAUGGAGCGGGAGCAGGAGCGGGAGAUCUCGGACCUGGAGCAGCAGGACGGCUCCUCCAUGGCGGGCACCGGGGUCCUGCUGGUGGUGAACCACUCCCGGGUCCGGCCUCCCUUCAGCGUGGUGCUGGCCACCGUCCUCUACUGCGCAGAGUUCAUCUCCGCCGCCGUGCUGUGCAGCAAGUACCGCAAGACCCACGACCUGGCCUGGAUGAGCUCCACCAUCUUCUUCAUGCUGCUGCCCGCCGUGCUCAUCCAGCUCACCCUCACCUUCAUCCACCGGGACCUGGGUCGGGACCGGCCCCUGGUGCUCUUCCUGCACCUGCUGCUGCUCGGCCCGGUCAUCAGGUGUGUCGAGGCUCUCCUGGUCUACUUCAGGGCGGGUAAGGAGGAGGAGCCCUACGUCACCAUCUCCAGGAAGAUCAGCCUGAAGAAGGGCCAGAGGAUGCCCAUCGAGUGGGAAAUCGGCCAAUCGGAGCGCAACCUGGCCGCUCACCGGAACGCCUUCAAGCGCACGGCCGUCAUCCAGGCCUUCCUGGGCUCCACGCCUCAGCUGACCCUCCAGCUGUACGCCAGCAUCCAGGAGAAAUACUUCCUCCCCACGAGAAUGACCCUGAUGGUCAUCACCCUCAUCUCCAUCACCUACGGGGCCCUGGUCUGCAGCGUGCUGGCCAUCCAGAUCCGGUACGACGACUACAAGGUGCGGCUGCGUCCCCUGGCCUACCUGUGCAUGAUCGUGUGGCGAGGGCUGGAGAUCGCCACCCGGAUCACCGCCCUGGUUCUCUUCAGCUCGGCGCUCACUCACUGGGUGGUCCUCGUGGUCCUGGCCAACCUGCUGUUUUUCUUCUUCCUGCCCUGGGGGGAGUUCUGGGCCAAGAAGGGCUCGCUGACCGAGAACGUGGAGAAGAACUUCUCCAAGCUGGGCACCACGGUGGUGCUGUGCAUGUUCACGCUGCUCUACGCCUGCAUCAACAUCUUCUGCUGGUCGGCGGUGCAGCUGGACCUCUCCCACCGAGAGCUCAUCGAGAGGAAGCAGCACUGGGAGCGGCUGGCCAUGUACUACUUCGGACGCUUUCUGGAGAACUUCCUGCUCGUGGCGCUCUGGUACUUCUACAAGUCGGACUUCUACGAGUACGUGUGCGCCCCCCUGCUGUGCGUCCAGCUGCUGGUCUGCUACAGCAUGGCCGUGCUCUUCAUGCUGAUCUUCUAUCAGUUCUGCCACCCCUGCCGGCGCCUCUUCAAGCACAACAUCCACGACGGCCUGCACGGUGUCUGCUGCCGUUCAGGGAGCCGCACGGAGACCGGGAGGAUGCCGUCCUCUUACUCCACCGCUGCCACCAUGGUGCUGGUGUCGGAGGGGCCGCAGGAGCAUCUGGUCGGGCAGCGGGAUACCGCGAUUGUGGAGGACAAGAUGGAAGCAGCCUGAGAGGGGCUUUCUGCUGAAUCACAUGUACUGAACUCAACCUCUCUAAUGUAGAAAUGCAUCCUGGGAAUAGCAAGGCAUGACGGUGGCGCCGAAACAAGACCUGGAGUAGUCUCCCACAAAAACCAGAAUGAGUUUGUGUCUUUGUGUAAAUGAGGUGUCGGAGAACAAACACUCUGCCUUUUUAUUCUUUUAAGUGCAAAAACAAAAAACUUCACCCAGUUCUCGCAUGGUUCUCUGUGCGGGAUUGAGGUCAAUGCCUGAUGUCUUUAUUAAGAAUGAUUACAUUCACUUUAGGGCCCCAAGAAGCCCCGGUUUACCAAAGAAUGUAAUGUGUCGAUAUAAGCAGCAAUGCACAAAGGCCGCCUUGAGAGAGCAGCAGCGUGUCAGGUACAGGCCGGAGCCAGGUGUGUAGGGAAACGUGCCAAGUGUGAUCCAAGUGCCCGAAGAGAGACCGACAGGCACGAGCCCCAGUCUGUCUCCUGUCUCCUGUCUCCUGUCUCCUGUCUCCUUGCACACGGCUGCAUGUACACUACACUACAAAAAGCCGGAAGGAAAGGAAAGGUUACAACAAUCUUUUUCUUCCUCAUGCCUGACACCUGCAUAAACCUGCUGUGAUGAAUGCCUUGUGUUGUUCAUUGUCCGGUCUGGUUUUUAAGGUUUUAUUAAAUAAAAAAGAAUCGACAGGUCAUUGUAAAAUAUUCUGUCUAAAGGGAAUAUGAAAGUUACAUUAGAUGAGGCCUUAAGAAGAGUGACACUGAAUGAGCUUCUUCUGCUACACUGAAGCGAUUUCACUUUUUUUGCUGAAUUUUUAUGUUUUGUCACAUACGUGUUCGUGAUUUGACUACUCCUGUGUUACUUGAAACUAAAAUAAAAUGAAAUGUCUAAACCCUUA